This is a messenger RNA of Betta splendens (Siamese fighting fish), 1691 nucleotides long. Its product is annotated as galectin-9-like. Lineage: Eukaryota; Metazoa; Chordata; Actinopteri; Anabantiformes; Osphronemidae. The record is from RefSeq and is a predicted model, not a curated record. Gene Ontology annotation, cellular component: cytosol; nucleus. Gene Ontology annotation, biological process: positive regulation of gene expression; negative regulation of CD4-positive, alpha-beta T cell proliferation; negative regulation of type II interferon production. Bases 98 to 1162 code for a protein of 354 amino acids. Gene Ontology annotation, molecular function: carbohydrate binding; galactoside binding. The transcript is spliced from 9 exons.
GACUUUGCCCCUGGAACGUUUCUUCCUACUGUAAAUAAAAUGAAACUGAACUUCGAGUAACAUUGAACGGACCGAAGAUAACGUCGCUUCUGACCGUAUGAGUCACAGAUUUAGAUUGCGACCCUAUGGGCAAUGCGUCCAGUGCACACGUCCUGCAGCGCAGCUUGCCUUUCGCUUUCUGAAAAUGGCCUUUAAUCAGCAGACACCCUUUUAUAACCCAAGAAUCCCCUUCACUGGAUCCAUCAAUGGCGGAGUGCAGGAGGGAAUGUCCAUCACCAUCAGCGGGAGGGUCCUGCAUGGAGUCGAUAGGUUCCACGUGAACUUGCAGUGUGGUUCCAGCCCCAAUACAGACAUCGCUCUCCACGUGAACCCCCGGUAUGACAGCCACCCCAGUUACGUGGUCACAAACACCUUCCAGCACGGCCGCUGGGGAGCUGAGGAGCGGAGGUCCAACUCUCCCUUCCACGUCGGCUCCCCCUUCACCCUGGUCAUCGUCGUCGCGCGCAACGCCUACCAGCUGACUGUGAAUGGGAGCUUCCUCAUGGAGUAUGCACACCGCCUUCCAUUGAACCGUGUGGACACUAUCUCAGUAGCUGGGAAAGUGGAAAUCUCCUCCAUCGCCUUCCAGACGCCUAUGUUCCCUGCGCAGCCAGGAUUUCCUGCGCAGCCUGGAUUUGUACCACAGGUUUUUCCCAACCAGUCGGCCUUCCCUCCCUUUCCUGGAUGUCAGCCUCAGCCUGGCUUCCCCCACCAGCCAGGAUUUCCUCCCGUGGUCCCAUACAAGAACUUCAUCAGUGGUGGACUCCAGCCUGGGAGGACCAUCACUGUUCAGGGAACUGUUCACCCCAGCGCCACAAGGUUCCACGUGAAUCUCGGCUACCAGGGCGGCAUCGCCCUGCACUACAACCCGCGCUUCAACGAGAACACCGUGGUGCGGAACACCAAGCACGGCGAGCACUGGGGCAGCGAGGAGCGCGGCGGCGGGAUGCCCUUCCGCCGCGGGCAGCCCUUCACGCUGACCAUCUGCUGCGAGAAGAACAUGUUCAGGAUGGUGGUGAACGGCAUGCAGAACCACACCUACCACCACCGCAUCAACCACCUCGCACACAUCACCACCCUGGAGAUCGACGGCGACGUCUCCCUGACGUCCGUGAUGGUGUGACGGAUGCCCGCGGAGCCACCAGUUAUAGCAUGAACGCGCUGGAUUCCACUGUGGUAUCUGGAUUAAAGCCAAUGGCCUCCUGUAUUUCAACAUGUAACCUCACAAUACUUGUUCCUAAACACAUAUUCUUAAAGGGAAAAAGCACCAAAGAUUUAAGAAGUCUGAUUGAAUUUAGUUGUGUGGAGUCUGUUGGUAGUGAAAAGUAACUGAGAUACAGGACAUAGAAGAAAGUAGUAACAAAAGUGUAGUAAAAAUAAACCAGCUGGUGUAUUUGCUCUUAGGAUGUGCAAUCAUUCUUUGCUGAAGGUGGAGCUGUGCAGAUGUUUUCUUUUAUACACCGAGAUAAAACAAACCUGACUUUUGAACGGUUAAGGGCAACAAUAGCAACAAACUACACAAAAAAAGGCAUACAUUAAUCGUACCUCAGAAGGAGGAGCGUAAGACAGAGUAGUCUUAAUUCUCAUGUCUUUCUGUGAUGCAUUUUCUCUAUGACUGCACGAAUAAAACCUUUUCUCUAUGUAUAUCAUUA